Messenger RNA from Dipodomys spectabilis (banner-tailed kangaroo rat), 3731 nucleotides. RefSeq names its product neurocan (gene Ncan). The transcript is spliced from 14 exons. Gene Ontology annotation, biological process: cell adhesion. Gene Ontology annotation, molecular function: hyaluronic acid binding; calcium ion binding. The coding region runs from base 1 to 3690 and encodes 1229 amino acids. The record is from RefSeq and is a predicted model, not a curated record. Lineage: Eukaryota; Metazoa; Chordata; Mammalia; Rodentia; Heteromyidae.
AUGGGAGCCUCCUCUGUCUGGGCCUCCGGGCUCCUGCUCCUGCCUCUGCUGCUGCUGCUGCUGGUGGCUGGAGACCAGGGCACCCCGGGCGCGCCGGCCUCCGCCGGCCCGGAGAAGGGGCUGCGCAUGCGCAAGGCCGGGCCCGGGCCGCUGCGGGCCGCGCUGGCCGAGCUGGCCGCCCUGCCCUGCCUCUUCACGCUGCAGCCGCGGCCCGGCGCCGCCCGGGACGCGCCCCGCAUCAAGUGGACCAAGGUGCGCACGGCGUCGGGCCAGCGCCAGGACGCGCCCAUCCUGGUGGCCAAGGACAACGUGGUGCGCGUGGCCAAGGGCUGGCAGGGCCGCGUGUCGCUGCCCGCUUACCCCGGGCACCGGACCAACGCCACGCUGCUGCUGGGCCCGCUGCGGGCCAGCGACUCCGGGCUCUACCGAUGCCAGGUGGUGCGGGGCAUCGACGACGAGCAGGACCUGGUGCCGCUGGAGGUGACCGGUGUGGUGUUCCACUACCGGGCCGCGCGAGGCCGCUACGCGCUGAGCUUCGAGGCGGCGCGCGAGGCCUGCCGCCUGGGCUCGGCCGCCCUGGCCGCCCCGCGGCACCUGCAGGCCGCCUUCGAGGACGGCUUCGACAACUGCGACGCGGGCUGGCUCUCGGACGGCAGCGUGCGGUACCCCAUCACCCAGUCGCGCCCUGGGUGCUACGGUGACCGCAGCAGCCUUCCCGGGGUCCGCAGCUACGGGAAGCGCGACCCGCAGGAGCUCUACGACGUCUACUGCUUCGCCCGGGAGCUGGGGGGCGAGGUCUUUUACGUGGGCCCCGCCCGCCGCCUGACCCUGGCAGGCGCCCGGGCCCAGUGCCGCCGCCAGGGCGCCGUGCUGGCCUCGGUGGGACAGCUGCACCUGGCCUGGCACGAGGGCCUGGACCAGUGCGACCCGGGCUGGCUGGCCGACGGCAGCGUGCGCUACCCGAUCCAGACGCCGCGCCGGCGCUGCGGGGGCCCCGCCCCGGGCGUGCGCACCGUCUACCGCUUCGCCAACCGCACCGGCUUCCCCGCGCCCUCUGCCCGCUUCGACGCCUACUGCUUCCGAGCUCAUCACCCCACGCCGGCGCUCGGGGACCCGGACGCCCCGUCCUCUGGAGACGAAGGCGACAUCCCGUCGGCCGAGGGGCCCCCGGCCCGCGAGCCGGAGCCCGGCUGGCGCGCGGCGGAGGGGGCGGCCCCCGAGUCCAGCGGGGAGGAGGAGCCCCCGGCCGCGGCCCCCACGCGCGCCCCGCGGCCCCGCGGACGGGGCCCCACGGGGGCUGCGCCCACGGAGAGGCGGCGGGGGCGCUUCCCGGGGCUGAACGGGCGCCACUUCCAGCAGCAGGAGCCUGGCGGGGACCCCCAGGCCGCGGCCCAGCCCCGCGCCCCCGAGGGCGCCGGGAACCGCGUGGAGCCUCCCACGGAGGCCGAGGCUGGAGCCCCGAGCCCGAGGCCCUGGGCCGUUCUGACCAAUGAGGUGGAGGUGCCUGCGGCAGGUCCCCCUGCUGGGAAGAGGCCUUGGCCCUUGAGCUCCACCCCCUCCAGCAUUCCAACCCCCAGCAAGAGCCCGGACCUGAACCUGGAUGGAGCUGAGGCCCCCAUGGCUGAGCCGGCCACCCCCAGCCUGUCCUGGUGGCCCUCGGAGCCCACGACCUGGGUGUCCAGCCCCACGGAGGACUCCAGCACAGCUCCGGGGGAGGCGUCCGGUGCAGUCAGUCCUCUGGAUCUCCCCAUGGCAGCCAUGCUGCGGGCCCCCCAAGCGUGGCCACAGCCUUCAUCUCCAGCCGUCCCCUCCGAGGCCGCCGAAGCCACUGGGGUGGAGGGCCAGGGCCAGGCUGCGAGCGCUGCCCCUGCCACCCCGGCCUCGGCCACCCCCCCAGACCCGGCAGGACACGGAGGGGGCACCGCAGCCACAACAGGCAGCCACCACCAAGCAGAAGACCAGAGCACGGAUCCACCCGCGCCGGGCCUGGGCGAAGUUGGGGGACCAGGCUCUACUCAGCCCGGCCAAGCUGAGCACCCCAGCGCCGGCCCGAGGCCUUCCAUGGCGUGGAACGCAGCGGAUCUCAUCUCCACCGAGGACACCCCAGAUGUGGAGGCCGGGGUCCCACCCACAGCAGAGCACCGCACUCCCGGCCUGCAGGGCAGUGAGGAACUCAAGCUUGGAGCCCAGCUGGACACCAGCACCCUGUCCACACCCUCGGGGGGUACCAGGGUCCCCUCCAGCCCGGACCCUUGGGGGGCUUUGUAUGGCCACUCUCCUGGGGGUUCCCUAGAGUCUCUGGUGACGCCGAACCCCAUUGGACCUGGGGGGACAUGGGAGCCUGGAUCCCACAUGCUGGGGGGGCUGGGGGGCCCCGUGGAUACGAACACGGAGACACCCCCCACAUCGCUGGACCUGGGGGCCGGGGUCAGCGUCCCAGACCCUCCCCCGCCAGCAUCCACCGGCGUCCAGCCCCACCCCGGGACAGAGGCCCAGGGGUUGACUCGGGGGGCCCUGGGACCUCCACCGCCUCCCCCCAGGACGGCCACCGUGGACGAGCCUGCCUCCGCGGCCUCUGGGGAGUCUGCAGGCCCGUGGGGCGCGUCCAGCACCCUGCUGCCUGUGUCCCCCGGCGCGGAGGCCGAGCUGGAGCUGGCAGCCGGGGGCCCAGGCCUGGAGGGCUUCUGGGAGGAGGCAGCAAGCGGCGAGGAGCCGGCAGGAGCGCGGUCCCACGCACAGGAAGCCCCAACGGACCCCUGUGAGAACAACCCUUGUCUGCACGGCGGAAGCUGCAGCGCCAACAGCUCCACCUACGGCUGCAGCUGCGCGCAGGGCUUCGCGGGGGAGAACUGUGAGAUCGACAUAGAUGACUGCGCCUGCAGCCCGUGCCAGAACGGGGGCACCUGCAUCGACGAGGUCGCCGGCUUCGUCUGCCUCUGCCUGCCCAGCUACGGGGGCGGCCUGUGCGAGAAGGACACCGAGGGCUGCGACCGAGGCUGGCACAAGUUCCAGGGCCACUGCUACCGAUACUUUGCGCACCGCCGGGCCUGGGAGGACGCCGAGCGGGACUGCCGCCGCCGCGCCGGGCACCUGACCAGUGUGCACUCGGCCGAGGAGCACCGCUUCAUUAACAGCUUCGGGCAGGAAAACAUGUGGAUCGGACUCAAUGACAGGAUCGUGGAGCGGGACUUCCAGUGGACAGACAACACUGGGCUGCAAUACGAGAACUGGCGUGAGAACCAGCCCGACAAUUUCUUCGCGGGUGGGGAGGACUGCGUGGUGAUGGUGGCCCACGAGAGCGGCCACUGGAGUGACGUGCCCUGCAACUACAACCUGCCCUACGUCUGCAAGAAGGGCACAGCGCGGUGCGGGCCCCCUCCGGUCCUGGAGAACGCCUCCGUGGUCGGCGCGCGCAGGGCCAAGUACAGCGUCCACGCCACCGUCCGCUACCAGUGCCACGAGGGCUUCUCCCAGCAGCGCGCCGACGCCAUCCGCUGCCGGGCCUCGGGCACCUGGGACCCGCCGCGCAUCCUCUGCGUCAGACCCCGAAGGUCACACCGGAUUCGCCGGCACCGGCGCCACCACCCGCACCACCACCAGCGCCGCCACCACAGAUCACACAAGGAGCGGAGGAAACACAGGCUCCACCCGGCUGAGGACUGGGACCAGGAGGGAGGGAAUUUCUGCUGAGGAGCAGGGGCAGGACGGAAGCAGAACCAGAAGCACAGCCC